CUAAACGACCUACAGAUUGCAGAAGGUCGAUCUCACGGUUUCCAAAAAACCGUCCCGCUCAUCUGGACGGAAUAGUUUUAGUAAAAAAUAUUGAUAAUGUUGCGAACAAUUGUGUUACGGAAUCAAAUCUUAAGCGAUGGUCUUAAGAAAGCUAUACGGUCGAACAUUACGAGGUGCAUUAGUACAGAACUGGCAAAAAGGAAAGUUACGAAUAAAUUAUUAGAAUAUACACAGAACCAGGCAGUUCUAUCUGUACCACAAUGGACUGUUCAGAUGAGGUAUUAUUCGAGUCUACCAUCACAUAUAAAGGUCAACCUUCCAGCUCUUUCGCCAACCAUGGAGAGUGGUUCAAUUGUAAGCUGGGAAAAAAAGGAAGGGGACAAACUUAGUGAAGGCGAUCUUCUGUGCGAGAUUGAAACUGACAAAGCAACUAUGGGCUUUGAGACACCUGAAGAAGGUUACCUGGCCAAAAUAUUGAUUCCGGCCGGUACAAAGGGAGUGCCUGUCGGGAAAUUAUUGUGCAUUAUUGUUGGAGAUCAGAAUGAUGUUGCGGCAUUCAAAGAUUUCAAAGAUGACUCAUCACCUGCAACACCUCAAAAACGGGCUAGUCAAGAUAAAGCGGCUGCCGCACCCGCCCCCGCUGCAGCAGCACCCGCAUCCCCCGUCCCCUCCCCCGCUCCGGCCGCCCCACGUCCCAGCCCUGCGGCUGCCCCCGCCGAACCUGCUUCCUCAGGCAGGGUAUACGCCAGCCCUAUGGCUAGGAGACUGGCUGAGAUCAAAAACAUCAGAUUAGGAGGGCAAGGUACGGGUCUAUACGGGUCAUUGAAGAGCGGUGACCUGUCAGGAGCGGCAGCGGCGGGACCAGCGGCUCCGGCCUCCGCCCCCUCCGCGCUCGCCCCCGCCCCAGCCCCCGGCGCCACCUUUGUGGACCUGCCGCUGUCCGGCAUGAGGGAGACCAUCGCCAAGAGGCUGACGGCCGCUAAACAAAGCAUCCCGCACUACCAGCUCAGUGUCACCGUCAACGUCGAGAAAACCCUCGCCAUGAGGAAGCUGGUUAACGAGAGGCUAGCUAGUGAAAAGGCUGAUGUUAAGGUUUCAGUGAACGACUUCAUCAUUAAAGCCGUGGCGGCUGCCUGCAAGCGCGUGCCUACAGUCAACUCACAUUGGAUGGAGUCUUUCAUAAGACAAUUCUCCAACGUAGACGUGAGUGUGGCCGUGGCGACUCCGACCGGCCUCAUCACGCCGAUCCUGCACAACGCUGACUCGAGGGGUAUCAUCGACCUCUCGAAGAACAUGAAGCAGCUGGCGCAGAAAGCCAAGGACGGUAAACUUCAACCUCAAGAGUAUCAGGGCGGUACUGUCACCGUAUCGAACCUAGGAAUGUACGGUAUUACGAUGUUCAACGCCAUCAUCAAUCCUCCCCAGUCGUUCAUUAUAGCUUGCGGCGGCGUACAAGAACUGGUCAUUCCAGACCAAAGUGAACCAAACGGAUUCCGAACAGCCAAGUUCGUCACGUUCACAGCGUCGGCCGACCACAGGGUGGUGGACGGAGCGAUCGGCGCUCAAUGGAUGAAAGUAUUCAAGGAGAACCUCGAAGAUCCCGCCAACAUCAUUUUAUAAAUAGAGAAACUUUCCUACCUCAAUUCAGCUUAACGAAAGGAUGUCGUGAAAACGUACACACAUAGACGAUUUCUAAUUCCGAUAUUUAAAAAAAAAAAAAAAAAACUGACGUUUUAAGGUUAAGUGUUUUGAAACGGUAUUAAUUUAUUUUUAACAACAAGUUGUAUUUUUUUUUAUAGUCGCUUUUACCGGUAUCCGUAUUAAAAAAGGGAGAAAAAAAGUAAAAUUUAUUGUAACCUGUCAAGAGAUGGCCUCGUGUGUUUUUGGCUCCUUUGGAUGUUCUGUUUCACCGUAAGACGGGGACGCAGAACAUACAUUUUUUUUUCAUCACAAUAUUAUUAGUACAAUUUUCGCAUUUUAUUUCGAUCACAAAUAAAAAGUUUAGUUUUGUUCGUUCAAAGGACCAAAGUAGUUAAUCGAAAUAAGAAAAAGCUUAACUUUAAGCUUUGAUAAACAGUUUGAUCGUCGCGGUUUUCUUAAUAUUUAAUUUAUAUAUUUAUUCUGUGGUUACGCUUUUAAUGAGUGAGCUUUUGCUGAAAGCGCGUAUUUAAUAAAACUAUAAUUGUGAUUUAUGGGAAACGACCGAAAAAAAAACUCGUGACGAAAUAUACAUUUUUACGCAUUUUAUUAAUUUAAAAAGAAGUAGGGUUCGGAACGUAGAUCUACAUAUUUAUUGUAAUUUACUGUAAAUAUGUAAUAAUAAUUCGUUACAGCUGUGACGUCAGUAUGGAAACUAAUGUAUGCAUUGAAACGAAACGAAGCAUUAUUUUGUUUUGUUAAAAAUUUUGUAAUGUUAUUUUGUAACGUUUUGAUGAUGCUAGAUUAUUUAUGAACGUUAGUGAAAUAUAUUUUACUUACAGA
Messenger RNA from Bombyx mandarina (wild silkworm), 2481 nucleotides. It is a transcript of the gene muc, whose product is annotated as dihydrolipoamide S-acetyltransferase muc. The record is from RefSeq and is a predicted model, not a curated record. Gene Ontology annotation, biological process: pyruvate decarboxylation to acetyl-CoA. Gene Ontology annotation, cellular component: pyruvate dehydrogenase complex. Lineage: Eukaryota; Metazoa; Arthropoda; Insecta; Lepidoptera; Bombycidae. Gene Ontology annotation, molecular function: dihydrolipoyllysine-residue acetyltransferase activity.